Messenger RNA from Penaeus monodon (black tiger shrimp), 1011 nucleotides. Its product is annotated as ankyrin repeat domain-containing protein 16-like. Lineage: Eukaryota; Metazoa; Arthropoda; Malacostraca; Decapoda; Penaeidae. The transcript has 9 exons. Bases 110 to 877 code for a protein of 255 amino acids. The record is from RefSeq and is a predicted model, not a curated record. Gene Ontology annotation, molecular function: protein binding.
GAGAGAAGCAGAGCAGGAGGAGGAACGCCCAUUGAAACCUUUUGUUUUUUUGUUUUUGUUCUUGUUUGGUACAUUUGCCUAGCAAUGUUGUUUGCCCUACUUGUGACAAAUGAAUAUGGACCAUGACCUGUUAUCAGCCAUCCAAAGAAGUGACUUGCACUGGCUUGAGGCAAAUGCAAGCCAAAUGAGUGCAGACUGGCGGAAGUUCGUCCACAGCAAGUCCGGAGAUACAGCACUUCAUGUUGCAGCUUCUGCUGGCUGCACACAAGUGUUGGGAUGGCUCCUGUCUCAAGGUUUGGGGCCCCCAUGCCUAGAGCAGCAGAAUGCUCAGGUCAUUAAAUUUUGCAGGGGUAUUGAGAGGAUUGAGCUUGAUGGGGGAAAGGAAGUCGUCAUAAGGAUCCUGUUAUCACGAGGAAACUACAGCACAGAUGAAGCUGAUGCUUGUGGCAACACACCCCUGCUUGAGGCAUUGCGUAUGGGCCACAGGAACAUCGCUGAGCUACUGAUAAUCGAACACAAUGCCAGUGUGUAUGCCAAGGACAAGACUGGACGCAUGGGGAUCCAUGUGGCAGCAGAAGCGGGACAGGGGCAAGUGGUGAAGUUCCUCUUAGCAAGCCAUGGAGUUGAUGUUAAUCUGCUCUCUGAAACAGGCUUAUCUGCAAUGCAUAGUGCUGCAAAGGAAGGCCACACAGCACUGGUAGAAAUGCUGGCAGAACAAGGCUGUAAAGUUAAUACACAGGAUGAGAAUGGAAGGACUGCUCUCUGGCUUGCUUGCAGUGCUCAGAGAACAGCCUGUAUAAAGGUUCUGCUGAAGCUUGGGGCACAAGACAUUGGUGAUAAGAAUGGUAUUCUGCCCUCCCAGCUGAUGCCAUUUUGAAAUAAAGCAAUAAUGGUUCAGAUACUUCAGAGAUACCAUGAGUCGCUUGUCUCUGCACACUGUAUUCAAUUUGAAGUAAUUUUCAGAAAAUAGAUUCCAAGCAUCACUAAUCAGUAAAUACUAGAAACUGAAAA